AUGGAUAAAAUAAAAAAUAAAUCUUGUUUGAAAAUAAUUGGACUGAUUUGGAUUCUGAUUGAAUGUAAUCUCGUUGCUGGAAAUAUCUUUGGAUUUGCCUCAUUAUUCAGUGAAUUACAUCGUUGUGGUAUUUAUGAAACAAAAUGUGAAAAUUCAUCUGAACUAAUUGUAUUAAAUAAUACAGAGACAAUGGAAAAAGAAUGCUCCGGCCAAAUGAAAAAAUAUGAACUUGCUUUUACUUUGGGUAUUGGAUUUUAUAAUUUACCAGCUAUCAUAGUUGGUAUGAUUAGUGAUUAUUUUGGACCUCGAUGUUUAAAAUUAAUUGCAAUUGUUUUUCAUCUGAUCAGUUGGUUGUCACUUGGAUUUGUAGCACCCAAUCGUGAUUGGCUUCUUCUAUUUCAUACAAUAUUUUUAUCUUUAGCUGGAAUUUGUACUUUACUUUCAUCAUUUUCUAUAUCAGCUAAUUUUAGUCAACGUCGAGGUCUUGUUACAGCACUGAUAUCAGGUGCACAGCUGACUAGUUCAAUUUGGUAUGCAAUAUUUCAAAUUUUGAUUGAGAAAAAAUUGAUUUCUCUUUCUACGUUGGCUUUUAUAUGGGCAUCAUUUGCAAUAUUAAUGUUUGGUAGUGCUAUGCUUUUUCUUGAUUGGCGUUUUACUUGUAUUGAUUCAACUUUGAAAUCCAAACAAACAAAAACAGAAGUUAAAACAAUUACUUCACAUGAUACAUUAACUAAACAUUUAUUAAAUCCAUUAUUUAUUGUUGUAACACUUUUUCUUAGUUGUCUACUUCUUACAAUCUCAUAUCUUCCCGUUGUUUGGUAUAAAUGGCUUAUGCAUUUAACUAACAAUAAUAAACAAUCAACCACUAAUUAUACUUUCUGGUACAAUAUGAUUGCUAUUUUGGGAAUUAUCGUUGCACCAGUUUGUGGUUUAAUUAUUGAUUUUAAAGUUUCUCGUGGUUAUACACAAAAAAUGUUUAAUAUAUCGAUUUUACAAACCCUUACUUGGAUUACUUCUGUAGCACUUUGUAUUGUUUGUAUGUUUCAAUCGAUUGUGGCAGCUAUAAUAGCUUUGAUUAUUUUAAUUUUUUCACGUACAAUUCUUGUGGCUGGAAGUCAAGCAUUAAUUGCUACUAUUUUUCCGCCUCAAUUUAUUGGAUCACUUCUUGGAAUUAUGUGGACCACAGCGGGCAUCAUUAGUUUUGUUACAUAUGCUUUAGUACGUUUAGCAAGUAAUCCGAAAGAAAUUUGGAAGGGUUGGGUAGUAAUUUUAUUUCUUUGUAUUAUUAUGAGUGGACAUUUAAUUCAAGUUUGGUUUUUAUAUAUCAAAUCAAAAAAAGAAAAAAAGAAUCAAUCAUCAAUAAUGAAUGAAGAAGAAAUGAAAACAUUAAAAUCUUCAAAUGAUAAUUAG
Rotaria sp. Silwood2 is the source of this 1410-nucleotide messenger RNA. The record is from the annotation of a GenBank genome assembly. Lineage: Eukaryota; Metazoa; Rotifera; Eurotatoria; Philodinida; Philodinidae.